AUGUCCAUGUUAGUACGCCCACCGAAACGAAAGCUGCAUGACGUCGAGCCUUCUUCCACUAUCCACCUUUCAACCAGACAUCCUUCUCGUCGAUCGAGCGAACACAGAGAAGCAUCCGGAGAUUCGCACCCACAGCUGCUAGAAUCACACCCGAAGCGCGGAUCCCCGACACUAAUUGAACAUGGCUAUCUUCAAACUCCACGCACAUUCGGCCGGACAGCAUCUAUCGUAUUGAUCGGGAUCCGUGGCACGGGAAAGUCAAGUCUGGCGGUCAUCCUCGCGGCGACAUCCGGACGACGAUUGAUCGAUGCAGACCGCUACUUUCACCAGAGUGUUGGAUGUUCCCGUGCUGUGUUCAGGAAGGAAAAUGAUGGAUCCGUGUAUCGGCAACAAGAGGCCCGGGUCUUUGAGUCGAUGUUGGCAGAAAACCAAGAGGGAUGCGUGAUUGCGUGUGGAGCUGGAUCAAUGGAAAGCAACGGCCAAAAACUUCUGAGGGAAUUUGCGCAGACACAUCCGGUUAUCCACGUUAUUCGAGAUCCAGAGAGCAUACAGUCGUAUCUUAAAGCGUGGGAUACGCAAAAGGUACGACAUUUCCUAGAAUUGUCAGGUCCGAUAUAUCGAGGGUGCUCCAAUUUCGAGUUUUUCAACCUGUCAGAGCUCAGAAAUGAUGGUCUGGGCAAGGGCAGCGACAAUUCGUCGCUGACGGACCGGAUAGAACCUAGGUCACAUACCCCGGUUCCUUUUUUAACGCUGAAACGAGUUCAGCGGGAUUUUCUCCGCUUCGUUGCGUUCAUAACGGGUGAUAUUGCCGAACUUAACAGCCAACAUGCAUCCUUUCCCCUGUCGCUGUUGCCUGUUGAAUCUCGGAUGUAUACAUCGGCAGUAUCAGUACCAUUUUCAAGGGUCUGUGAGAAGGGUAUGGAUAUUGAGCAGCUGGAAUUCACUGCCGAUGCCUUCGAACUAGCAGUCGACGUAACAGACUCUUCUGGCCAGCCAGGUCUCAGCUCAAGUCUUGCGGACAGUAUCAGUCAAGCGGUAGCAGUCAUUCGACGCAACAUAAUUGUGCCUUUGAUCUACCAUGUGGAAAGCUAUACUACCUCCACGGGAUCUUUGUCUCCUAGUCAAGUUCCAGUGAGAUGCACAGAUGAAACUUACUUUAGCCUCGUCCGCCAUGGCUUGCGUCUCUCCACCGGUUUCCUCACAGUAGACCUCACCCGUGAUGACGCUAUUAUUUCCCAGAUUAUUUCUGCAAGUGGGCGAACCAGGAUCAUUGGCCACUUUGAAGCCUUCCAUCCUCUGCCGGGGGGCUGGGAUGGCGAUGAAUAUAUCAAGGUUUAUGAACGGGCCAAAAGCCUAGGAUGCGAUAUAGUCCGAAUGUGCCAACCAGCCCAGACACCCGAAGACAAUCUCGCGGUGCAAAGAUUCCGCCAUCGCAUCCAAAGCCUGCCCGUUGCCGACCUUCCUCUCAUCGCCUAUAACACCGGGCCUCUAGGCCGCAUGUCUCGCUGCUUCAAUCCUAUCCUAUCCCCAGUCACACAUCCGUCACUAAUACCGGAAUAUCCAGCUCAUUUACCAUCGUGCAUCACAGCCCGCGAAGCACAGAUGGCACUUUACAGCUCAUUCGCCCUGGAUCCGAUGCAAUUCUUUGUCUUUGGCGCCAAUACAACGUACAGUAUGUCGCCCGCCAUGCACAACACUGCUUUCAAAAUAUGCGGUUUGCCGCACAAUUACUCCAUUCAUCAAUCACCUACUCUACGAGGGUUAAAUGACCUUGUGGAAAAUCAAUACUUCGGUGGAUCAAGUGUCAGUCUCCCGUACAAGACAGAGUGUAUUCCUCUGCUUCAUUCAAUGUCCACGCAUGCCCGAGCCAUUGGUGCCGUCAAUACGCUCAUUCCAAUCCGCAAUCUCGAUGACCUGGAUGAUACCCGUCUUCAGGAAUCUUCAAUAUUUCUCCAAAAGAGCCGUGCCGGCCCUGUCAAGGGCCUUCAUGGUGACAAUACCGAUUGGAUUGGAAUCUGCAAUUGUAUUCGCCGGGGUCUGUCCCCGGCAAACGCCGUACGUUCAUCAUCAACAGGUCUUGUCAUCGGAUCUGGUGGAAUGGCCCGCGCUGCAAUUUACUCCAUGAUCCAUCUUGGUGUGCAAAAUGUCUUCAUCUACAAUCGUACACUUUCCAAUGCAGAGAGACUGGCCCACCACUACAACCGCCAGGAUCUCCACUCAAAAGAGGCUAGAGGGCCUGGGCGUCCCACAGUUCGCAUUAUUGCUUCAUUAUCCGACCCAUGGCCUGCAGACUUCAAACAGCCGACGAUUGUUGUCUCUGGAAUCCCGGCUCAUAGCAUUGGAGGCGAGCCAGCACCCAACUUCCAGAUUCCAGCACAAUGGCUCGAGAGCCCGACAGGUGGCGUUGUUGUUGAUCUGGCAUACAAGCCCCUCAAUACCCCUCUCAUGAAACAAACACGGGCUCUAUCCCACAGGGGCUGGGUAGCCCUGGAUGGUCUAGAUGUUCUGCCAGAGCAAGGUUUCGCUCAGUUCGAACUAUUCACCGGCCGCCGCGCUCCACGGCGCGUUAUGCGGAGCAUUGUACUUCAAGAGUACAAAGACGAUGAAGGAAAUAAUGACCACCAAGCGAUACAAGACAGGUUACAGCAAAUGGACGGACAGCCGACUUGA
Messenger RNA from Penicillium griseofulvum, 2670 nucleotides. Its product is annotated as putative quinate pathway repressor protein QutR. The record is from RefSeq and is a predicted model, not a curated record. Lineage: Eukaryota; Fungi; Ascomycota; Eurotiomycetes; Eurotiales; Aspergillaceae. Gene Ontology annotation, biological process: chorismate biosynthetic process. The transcript has 2 exons. Gene Ontology annotation, molecular function: shikimate 3-dehydrogenase (NADP+) activity; 3-dehydroquinate dehydratase activity; 3-phosphoshikimate 1-carboxyvinyltransferase activity. The coding region runs from base 1 to 2670 and encodes 889 amino acids.